Messenger RNA from Penicillium olsonii, 1554 nucleotides. NCBI's taxonomy places the organism in Eukaryota, Fungi, Ascomycota, Eurotiomycetes, Eurotiales, Aspergillaceae. The record is from the annotation of a GenBank genome assembly.
AUGAAUCCAGCGCUAGUCUCUGAAUCAAAAGGACCGGACCCUGAAAAGCCCCUCAGUGAUGAGGAGCAACUCACGGCGCUUGGCCAUGUCCAAGAGCUCCGCCGUGAAUUUUCACUGUGGUCAAUCGUGUGCCUUCAGAUUUCUCUGAUGGCAACCUGGGAGGCUUUGUCAUCUGUUGUCACCACUGCCCUGACAAAUGGGGGAGCACCGUGCCUUUUCUACAACUAUAUCAUCGCUCUGGUCGGCACGAUGUUUAUUGUCAUCUCGUUGAGCGAAAUAGCCUCAAUAUAUCCAACUGCGGGCGGGCAAUAUCAUUGGGUACACUGUCUGGCCCCUUCCUCAUAUAAGUCAACGGCGUCUUGGUUCACUGGAUGGAUAUCGAUUGGAGGGCAACUUGUCUUCUCUGCCUCUGCGGCCUUCGCAGCAGGGCUGCAGUUCCAGGCACUGAUCACGCUAAACCACCCCGACUCGUAUAUACCGACCAGAUGGCAAGGGAUGAUGUUUUACUGGCUGAUCUUGGCAUACUCAACAGCUCUGAACAUCUGGGGGUCUAAGAUCUUGCCUCACACCAACACCGCUGCCGGGGUCUUGCAUGUGGUUGGAUUCAUUGCCAUUGUUGUCGUUCUAGGAGCACUUCCCCCCAAGCACUCUGCGAGCUAUGUCUUUACCGAAUUUUCCAAUACCAGUGGGUGGAACAGUGAUGGGGUUUCAUGGCUUGUGGGGCUUCUGAGUACCGUCUACCCAUUCUUAGGAUAUGAUGCCGCAUGCCAUUUAAGCGAGGAGCUGCCGAAGCCAUCCCGAAAUGUCCCACUGGCUAUGAUCGGGAGUGUGACCAUCAACGGAGUGAUUGGUCUGGUGUAUGCGGUGGUACUGCUUUUCUCUCUGGGGGAUCUCGACGAUCUACUCCAGUCUAAGACUGGAUUUCCCUUCAUCCAGCUCUUCCUGAAUGUCACUCAGUCCCGAGCAGGAGCAUCUGUGAUGACCUUGUGCGUCACAUUGAUUGCGACCGCGGCCAAUGCCGCCUGUGUUACGUCCACGAGCCGCACCGCGUGGGCUUUUGCGCGCGAUCGGGGACUCCCGACAUCUGGAUUCUUGUCUGCGGUGAGUCCUCGUUUGAAGAUCCCCGUGCGCAUGGUCCUUGUGGUGGGGUUUCUGCAGAUGCUUCUCGGCUUUAUCUACCUCGGCAGCACCACGGCCUUCAACGCAGUGUUGUCAAUGGCAAUCUUGGGGAUGUACGCCUCCUACCUUUCUCCGAUUCUGUUCAUGCUGAUCUAUGGCCGUCGCGGAUCACCGAUUGUUCGUGGCCUUGGCCUGGGUUCCUUUUACCUUGGACCACGCUGGGGACCCCUGGUCAAUAUCGUUGCUAUUAUUUGGCUUUUUGUUGCCAUGGUAUUUAGCACAUUUCCCACGGUGGAGCCUGUCACCCCUGAGAACAUGAACUAUUGUGUCGUGGUUACAAUGGGUUGGAUGGUGAUCGGGGGGCUUUAUUACUAUAUAUUCGGGGGAAAGAAGCGCUUCAGCGGUCCGGUGAUAGAGCUGACUGAAGGGAUGUGA